AUGGUGGUCCGUCGCGGCGGCAAAUGCCAUUUCCAUCGUCGCGGCGGUACCGUCGCCUCCCAUCACCGCCUUUUCGUCGCCCUCCCUUCCCCUGCCCGUCGCGCUCCCUUCCCUGCCCGUCGCGCUCCCUUCCCUACCCGUGGCGCUCCCUUCCGUCAUUCCCGACACAUAUUGCCUUCUCGUCAUUCUCCCUUUUCGUGGCUCUUUUUUUUUUUUUCCUGCACGUCGCCCUCGCUUCCCCUCCCCGUCGCGCUCCCUUUCCCUCCCCGUCGCGCUCCCUUCCCCUCACCGUCGUGCUACCUUCCCCUCCCCUGUCGUGCUCCCUUCCCCUCCCCUGUCGUGCUCCCUUCCCCUCCCCGUCUCGUUCCCUUCCCCUCCCCGUCUCGUUCCCUUCCCCUCCCCGUCUCGUUCCCUUCCCCUCCCCGUCGCGCUCCCUUCCCCUCCCCGUCUCGUUCCCUUCCCCUCCCCGCCUCGUUCCCUUCCCCUCCCCAUCUCGUUUCCUUCCCCUCCCCGUCGCGCUCCCUUCCCCUCCCCGUCUCGUUCCCUUCCCCUCCCCGUCGCGCUCCCUUCCCCUCCCCGUCUCGUUCCCUUCCCCUCCCCGCCGCGCUCCCUUCCCCUCCCCGUCUCGUUCCCUUCCCCUCCCCGUCUCGUUCCCUUCCCCUCCCCGUCUCGUUCCCUUCCCCUCCCCGUCUCGUUCCCUUCCCCUUCCGGUCUCGUUCCCUUCCCCUCCCCGUCUCGUUCCCUUCCCCUCCCCGUCUCGUUCCCUUCCCCUCCCCGUCUCGUUCCCUUCCCCUCCCCGUCUCGUUCCCUUCCCCUCCCCGUCUCGUUCCCUUCCCCUCCCCGUCGCGCUCCCUUCCCCUCCCCGCCGCGCUCCCUUCCCCUCCCGGUCUCGUUCCCUUCCCCUCCCCGUCUCGUUCCCUUCCCCUCCCCGUCUCGUUCCCUUCCCCUCCCUGUCUCGUUCCCUUCCCCUCCCCGUCUCGUUCCCUUCCCCUCCCCGUCUCGUUCCCUUCCCCUCCCCGUCUCGUUCCAUUCCCCUCCCCGUCUCGUUCCCUUCCCCUCCCCGUCUUGUGCCCUUGCCCUUCCCUUCUUUCCUCUCUUGUUCUUCCCCCCUUUCUCUCCUCGCCGUACCCUCCGCAUACCAUUGCAUUCCACCGUGCACUGCAUCCCGUUUCGUCAUUUUCUCCAAUUCCGCUUCCCACCACUCUCGUUUCCCCCCUUGUACUUUCCCCCGUUCCCCCGCUGCCCCCCCUUUCUUUUCCCGUGUCUCCCUUUUCGCCCAUGUUUCUCCCGCCUUUCCACCCUGUCCUGAAGUCCCUUGUCCCUCCCUCCCUUCCCCCGCUGACCUUCCCACCGUUUUCCCCCUCCCCCCUCCCUCCCUUUCCCCCGUGUCCCCCCUCCCCUUGCCCCUCAAUCCCUGACUCCUUGUCCUUCCCUCCCUUCCUCUUAGCCCGCCCAGCCUCAAUCCCAAGACCCUUGUCCCUCCCCCCUUCCCCCCCCAUGUCCUUCCCUCCGUCCUUUCCUCCAUUUCCCCCUUCUCCCUCUCACUCGCCCUCCCUCUCCCUCCACGCUUCUCGCCCUUAUCCCCACACAUGUCCUCCUCCUUUCCCUCCCAUCUCUCACCGAACCCUCUCUUUCCUCCCCUCCCCCCUUGCUCCAUUUCUUCUAAUUUCCGCCCUUCCCCCUCUUCGCCUCUCCUUCCCUCACUCGCUGUCCCUCUCUCUUCGCCUCUCCUUCCCUCCCUCGCUGUCCCUCUCUCUUCGCCUCUCCUUCCCUCCCUUGCUGUCCCUCUCUCUUCGCCUCUCCUUCCCUCCCUCGCUGUCCCUCUCUCUUUGCCUCUCCUUCCCUCCCUCGUUGUCCCUCUCUCUUCGCCUCUCCUUCCCUCCCUCGCUGUCCCUCUCUCUUCGCCUCUCCUUCCUCCCUUGCUGUCCCUCUCUCUUCGCCUCUCCUUCCCUCCCUCGCUGUCCCUCUCUCUUCGUCUCUCCUUCCCUCCCUUGCUGUCCCUCUCUCUUCGCCUCCCGUCCCUUCCCUCUCUGCUGGCCCCUUCGCUCUUUUCCCUCUCAGCCCCUCUCCUCCUUUCCCUCUCAGCCCCUCUCCUCCCCCUCUCCUCCUUUCCCUCUCACUCAGCCCCUCUCCUCCUUUCUUUCUCAGCCCCUCUCCCCCUUUCUCUCUCAGCCCCUCUCCUCCUUUCUCUCUCAGCCCCCCUCCUCCUUUCUCUCUCAGCCCCUCUCCUCCUUUCUCUCUCAGCCCCUCUCCUCCUUUCUCUCUCAGCCCCUCUCCUCCUUUCUCUCUCAGCCCCUCUCCUCCUUUCUCUCUCAGCCCCUCUCCUCCUUUCUCUCUCAGCCCCUCUCCUCCUUUCUCUCUCAGCCCCCCUCCUCCUUUCUCUCUCAGCCCCUCUCCUCCUUUCUCUCUCAGCCCCUCUCCUCCUUUCUCUCUCAGCCCCUCUCCUCCUUUCUCUCUCAGCCCCUCUCCUCCUUUCUCUCUCAGCCCCUCUCCUCCUUUCUCUCUCAGCCCCUCUCCUCCUUUCUCUCUCAGCCCCCCUCCUCCUUUCUCUCUCAGCCCCUCUCCUCCUUUCUCUCUCAGCCCCUCUCCUCCUUUCUCUCUCAGCCCCUCUCCUCCUUUCCCUCUCAGCCCCUCUCCUCCUUUCCCUAUCAGUCCCUCUCCUCCUUUCCCUCUCAGCCCGUUUCCCCGCACAUGACCUUGCCGCAUGCUCGGCCUAUCCAAUGCUGA
This is a messenger RNA of Closterium sp. Yama58-4, 2727 nucleotides long. NCBI's taxonomy places the organism in Eukaryota, Viridiplantae, Streptophyta, Zygnematophyceae, Desmidiales, Closteriaceae. The record is from the annotation of a GenBank genome assembly.